Saccostrea cuccullata (small rock oyster) is the source of this 936-nucleotide messenger RNA. RefSeq lists its product as uncharacterized. The record is from RefSeq and is a predicted model, not a curated record. Bases 58 to 780 code for a protein of 240 amino acids. Lineage: Eukaryota; Metazoa; Mollusca; Bivalvia; Ostreida; Ostreidae. The transcript has 2 exons.
GAUCAAUGAAAUCCUCUACUGACGAUUCUGAUUUAAGUCUUACACACAAGCUAAGAUAUGCAAGGAAAAACACAGAAGAAACAACGCAAGCACUUUCAAGUCUUCACACAAGUGGAAGAAACAACAGAUGCUCUUUAUCAAUAUAUACACAGUGCAGAGUUCAAGUCGAGAGUUCUCCAAGAUAUUGAGAUGUACACGCGCUUUACAAUUGGAAGAGAACUUGAUAGUCGCAUAGAAAAAGCGACUCUUUCGUGGCAACAAGAAAACAUUCCAAGGAUGUUUACAAGCCAUAUAUUACAAACACUUACAGAAAAUUUCAUGGAAAUUCACAAGCCCUUGCUCAACAUUAAGGACAGUAUGAAAGGAUUUAAAUCUCCAUUUGACGUUGAAGACAAACUCGGUUCUGUCCUUCUGUCAUUGAUUGGCACGAGUGGUACCUCCGUCGCUGGAAGCGUGGCAAUGAUGUAUAUGUCUGUAAAUCCUAGGGCUACACAGACAUUGGCAGCGGCAGGGGUUGUAACUGGUCUUGUAGUUACAGGAUUAGUCAUUGGCGUCUUUGAUGACUACGAACCAGUACUGAAGAAUGCUUACAAAUCUAGAAUUGAUAAGUUAUCAAAGCCAAAAAUAAAGCAAAUAUUACGUAAAACAUACGAAGAAAGAUUUUUAAACAUUAUUCGAAGUUAUCUUGAAGGAUAUUUAAAAAGUGAUAUUGAUGAUUUGUCGAGAAGUGUUGAAACAACGCAGAGCAAGAUAAAACAAUUAGUGUUUGAAAAACACUAAUGCUUCAGCAUGACAACUUAUAGUUGUCAAAGCAAAUCAAAUAUUUAUAUGUUUGUGCCCACAGUAAGGAUUUCCAACAAGAAAUAAAAAUGUGAAAUAUGAAGCCCUAGCACCAUAUGUGACCAUGGUUCAAGUUUUUAUUUAAGUGGGUCAAAC